AUGUCAUCCACUAAUAAAAGAAUAGCACUUCCAGCAAGAGUUGAGCCAAAAGUCUUUUUUGCCAACGAAAGAACAUUCUUGUCAUGGUUAAAUUUUACUGUCAUUUUAGGUUCAUUGGGUGUAGGAUUGUUGAACUUUGGUGAUUACGUUGGUAGAAUUUCUGCUGGUUUAUUCACAUUUAUUGCCAUGUUGACUAUGAUCUAUGCUUUGGUUACUUAUCAUUGGAGAGCAAAAGCUAUCAGAUUGAGAGGUUCUGGUCCAUAUGACGACAGAUUUGGACCCACGAUGUUGUGUUUCUUUUUGCUUAUUGCUGUUGUGGUGAACUUUAUAUUGAGGAUAAGAGCUUAA
Molecule: messenger RNA, 348 nt
Organism: Lodderomyces parapsilosis
Lineage: Eukaryota; Fungi; Ascomycota; Pichiomycetes; Serinales; Debaryomycetaceae
Exons: 1
Coding region: 1-348 (115 amino acids)
Cellular component (GO): vacuolar transporter chaperone complex; fungal-type vacuole membrane
Source: RefSeq, a predicted model, not a curated record